AUGAAAGCCAAAGUCCUAAAAGACUUCAAAGCUCCCGACAUAACCCCGUACGACGGCACAUCAGAUCCAAGCCAUUAUCUCAGUAAUUUCAAAAACAGAAUGUAUCUCACCGAUGCCUCGGAUGCAAUCCGGUGCAAAGCCUUCCCAACAACCUUAACCAAAACGGCAAUUAAGUGGUUCGACAGCCUACCCUCGAGGUCCAUCUCAAGCUUUGACGACUUAUCAGGAAAGUUCAUCGCCAGAUUCUCCAUCCAGAAGGACAAAGCCAAGCACGCCCCAAGCUUGUUAGGGAUCAAGAAAGGAGAUCGGAAAAGUCUUCGCAACUACUUGGAAAGAUUCAACAAAGCAUGUCUAGACAUACAAAGUUUGCCAACUGAAGCAGCCAUUAUGGGUCUCAUCAAUGGCCUAUGA
Molecule: messenger RNA, 411 nt
Organism: Arachis stenosperma
Lineage: Eukaryota; Viridiplantae; Streptophyta; Magnoliopsida; Fabales; Fabaceae
Exons: 1
Coding region: 1-411 (136 amino acids)
Source: RefSeq, a predicted model, not a curated record